Penicillium alfredii is the source of this 612-nucleotide messenger RNA. RefSeq names its product PQ-loop repeat-containing protein. The transcript is spliced from 7 exons. The annotation marks the transcript as partial. The record is from RefSeq and is a predicted model, not a curated record. Lineage: Eukaryota; Fungi; Ascomycota; Eurotiomycetes; Eurotiales; Aspergillaceae.
AUGUCCUCUUCAAGUGAUGUUACGCUAGCCUCUACCGUCCUCGGCACGAUUGGAACCGUCUUCUGGUGCAUCCAGCUGAUUCCCCAGGUUUGGUACAACUGGAGGCAGAAGAAAACAGAGGGACUCCCAGCAGCGAUGGGGCUUUUAUGGGCUGCAUGUGCUGUGCCCAUGGGUGUUUAUUUGAUUUUACAGUCAAUACAGUACCUGCAAGGCAGUAUUGAUUUGUUGCGGUCUUCUAGCGAUCCUGGGUGGACUGGAAGCACUUUUGAUCCUGACUUUAAGGAUAUUCUCGUUGGCGCGGUUGCGACAGUUCUUCUCGCGGCGGGCUUGAUACCGAUAUACUUUGAACUAUGGAAAAGACAAGGCCGUGUGAUUGGACUCAAUUGGGUGUUUCUGUCAAUCGACACCCUAGGGGGAUUGUUUUCUCUUUUCGCGCUCGCGGCACAAGGCACAUUUGACAUUCUUGGUGGGAUAAUGUAUAUUGUUGUCGUAUUGCUUGAGAUGGGAAUUUAUCUCAGCCACAUCAUAUGGCGAAUUCGCUUUCGUGGGGCUCGCAAAGAAGCGAAGGCCUCUGGGAGAAGCCUUGAAGAUGUUCUUGAAGACUGCUGUGCG